AGGCGCGCGCAGCUACUCCUGGCUUGUUAUGCAACUACCGUGACCUACUAACACACAUCUGUGUGUGUGUGUGUGAGAGAGAAAGAAACUGGAGAGACAAGAGCACGCGGGACUAGAAGGGAUUCACGACACACCAUUCAGGACAACGGCGCGCGCAUAGUCACACACAGAAACACAUACUUAAACGGGGAACGUAUUUAAAUGUAAAUAAAGAAAGAAAAGAGAGAGAAAGGAUACCGGAGGACAAAAACACACCUCCCUGCACCCAAACCGGCGCGCGAGACUGCUUCAUUCCGAUCCUUCUUUUACUCCUGGUUCUCAUCCUGCUGAUCAGUGAGGACAUCGGAGCAUACAAACAGGAAAACACCAGCAGGGUUCCACUGUGCAGGAGGUCAGAAUACCUGAGAACAGCUAGGGCUUCUUCAGGUCGUAUCCUGUCUUCAAUGUCACAGACAUCAGCUUCCAGAGGAGCACAAUGGAAAGUCGGAAUCAUCCCAUCCAAACCCCCAACGCAGACUCGGAAGCACUGGAUGUGAUUCCGAACGCAGGAAGCGAGAACGUGGUGGAGUUGCCUCCGAUCACCAGCAAUGCACGUCAAGGCCGAGUGGCCAAACCCAAACUCAACGUGAACUGCAGACGCAAGCGUGAGUUCAUUUCUGAGGAAAAUAAAGAUGAGUCAUACUGGGAAAAACGCCGCAAGAACAACGAAGCAGCCAAGCGCUCGCGGGAGAAACGCAGACUCAAUGACAUGGUGCUGGAGAACCGGGUGAUGGCCCUCAACGAGGAGAACGUUCGCUUGAAGACAGAGCUCCUUCAGUUGAAGCUCAGAUUCGGGCUCAUCAGCACCGCGUCCUACAUGGAGAAAACACAACAAAUCAGCAACGCUGCUGAAAACAAGCUCACUUCUGAAAAUCCGCAGUUCCCGAGCACUCAUGUCCUGAUGAACUCGGACUCGUCGGAAGCGGAGCAAAUUACUCAGAGUGAAGGUCAAGUGUCGUUACCCAAAUAUCCCUCUCGAGGAUCUCUGUCCGAUUUCUCAGACGGAUCGUCUCUGGACAGUCCUGAACCGGCGAAAUACGAUACGAAGCGAGAAAGUGCAGUUCAUGUCGGCGUCAUCAACGGCAUCGCAAGCCGACAUCACAGCCGACUGCAGAACCACCACGGCAACGUGCGAGAACAUCACGGGUCCCGUCUACCUGCUUCUAACCAGAGGAGCGUAAUUCUCUACAGCAGUGGCUCGUACGUCACCCAGAACCAAGCGGAUCCAAAAGAAGCAGGAAGUGGUGAUCCACCAAGACCGUACGCUUUAGAGACUCUCUCAGAAGUGGCUCAGCAGCUAGCGAGCAGAUCGCUGGACGUGCUGAAUUACGAUUACGCCAAAAGUAAAGCAGAUGUUCACUACACCCUUCAAGACCAACAUAUACUGGACGAAGCUGAUCCCCAGAAUCAGAACACCGUCCUCCCUGAACCACCAGCGCUAAUCUACGAAGGCGAUCUGAGAGACGACAGGUUCUCGUCUUUGAGUAAGGACACGUCCUCGAGCGACGGAGAUCCUCACAGCUCAGACAAAGAAGCGUCCACUGAUGACGAGUCUCCAUCUUCUUCAUCCUCAGAAACCUCGCACUCUGGUCAGAACAGAGAUACUGUUAAAACAGCAGCGUUGCCGCACAAGCUGAGGCUGAAACAUCGAGCCGUGUCUAACGAGGAUUCCACCUCCAACACUUCAUCCUCUUCAGCACUUCUGCAGUUCGGACAGAACCCCACCCAGAGCGCAGACGGACCUCCUGAACCUCCUCCAUGCAGAGGAAGUGUGAGGACAGGAUCAGGAUCACGAGGAGGCAGGAAUAAGAAACGUGACUGAGAUGGAUCCUCUGGUUCCAGAAACAGAUGUUUCUGAGCACAGAGACUCAGAUUAGCUCCACUGGCUCGCUCAUCGGCCUUCUGUAUUUUUUAAAUUCCGUUAACUCUCUAGACUUAUUUUUCUGUUGUCUGGAUUACAGCUGUGAAGGAGAUCUGGCCUGGUUCCUCACGCUCUAGCUCGGACUCCAUGUUGGACCGUCGUGGUGUGACGAUGUCAUAUGUUCAGAACUUGCUGAGAGCAAAGCUAAAGUGCACUACAGUCCUCAAAACCUUCCCAGCACUUCUUCUACUUCAGCACUACAGGAGCACUCGCUCACCUUCACCCACGUGACCUGAGAGCAUCGUGGGGGAAAAAGUAAGCAGAAUUUCUCCGACCAGGAACAAACAAUACACAUCUAGAGGAAGAAGUGAGAUGUGAUUUAGGAUGGAUCCUGCUGUCCAUCUAUUAGCACUAAAAAGAUGUCAGUUAUAACACUAAUGCAUUUUUACACAAACACACACACACACACACACUGCAGGGUGAGAAUUGAUUAUUAGCACUUAUUCACACUAUUUUCCAAACAUGUUAUGUGUAAAGACUUUUUAAUCGAGCUGUACGACACUUUCACAGUGAUUUUUUUAUCAUAUUCACACAUUCCUCUGUUCUUUCAUUUAACCCUGCGUUCUUAAUAACAGGUGAUGAGUUGCUUGUGGGCGUGGCCUGUCCAGAUAACAAACAGUAGUAGCUCUAUGUAGCUUCUAAAAGUACUCGCUCAGCAGAGACAGCAACGAUCUCUGCUACUUCCCUCCAAGCUUUAUUUUCCCUCAUGAUGUCUCUGUACACAGUUAAUAUAACUGGAGGAGAUGAAACCAGGGCUUUAAGUUUUUCUUGCAGUUUUGUUGGAACUAACUGCAUGUAAGAACUAAAGUAGUGAGGGGGAACUGAAGAAACGUCGGACCUCACACUCUGUGUAUCGGUCUGAGGAAUCAUUUGAGACGAUGGUUUGGAUUUGCUGCUUAUUUACAGUCGCAUCUAAUUUGUGUAGAAUUGAGAAAAUUUAAAUGUUUAAAUGUUAAAAUUGCAGCUCUGUGUCAGUAACAUUUGUGGAAAAUGAACGAUUUGGGUAGUGUGGACGCAGGGUUAGUGUUAAGAUGGGUGCACACUGUGAGAUUUUGAAUAGUCCUAUGCGACUGUUGCUUGUCAGACUGUAUGAACAUGAUCCCCGCUGUAAUCCAUGUCACACUGUAGGAUCUCAGUUGUCAUUAAUGUCAGACUGUACGACAGUCAAGACGUGAAAAACAGACACACACAGGAAGACUCAUACGGAGUAGGAGAAGCCACACUGCAGGACUGUGCCUCAAAUCCUCUCACACUGCCAGAAUUUAAUCGGAGGAAACAUUUCAUCGCAACAGCCGUUAAUCAGCUGUCGGAGAACGCGUCAAACUAGCGAUCAGAGACUACAGAUUGUGCCCUAGGAUUAUAGGAAUCUUUUAAGAUUCUCAAAAUUUGUCUCACACGACCAAAUCGUGGCCAAACUCGUACAGCGUGAACCCGGCUUUAGUCGCAUUACACAAGUCCACAGAAACACGUUUGCUCUGUCACGUAUCACCCUGUCACAAAGUGAGCACCACAAUUCUGUCAUGAUUUUUCCAUCAUGUAAACACACAAGCGCUCUGAAACACACUUACAGUUCGGAAAUAAUACAGAAUAAUUCCAAACUCCUAAAAGUGGAAUGUGUUUGGGUUUAAUCGUAAAAAAAAUUCUCCCGUAUUUUUAAAAAAUUAUUAUUAUUAUUUUUUUUUUUUUGCAAAACGUAAAUGUUUGUUGUAGGUUUAGAAAUUUCACCCUAAUUUUAAACCUAAUUAAUUUUCAAAAGCAUUUAAAAAAAUGUAAUUAAAUCCAGUGAUUCGCAGCACUUACCAAACUGGCACCUAAUUGAUGGUCAGCUAGUAAAAUACAUUUAUUUAUUUAUUUUUGGUCAGUUUUCAAUUAAAUUUAUUUAAUCUUGAACAUUUCCAAAAAAAAAAAAAAAAACCCCCCAAAAACCCACAGUUUAAUGAGAACUAAAACUCAGCUGUAGAGAUGAAACCCAGAGUCUGUAAAACACUAACGUGUGUGAUGUUUAUAUAAAUAGCGUCCUGGCGGAAAUUUCACUUGUAUUCCCUCCAGGUGUUUCUCCUAUUAAAUUUAGCACCAAAGACACACACAGAGUUUCAUUUCCUCUUCUGUGGUCAUGUGACAUUUCUGCCACACUACUAUUCUGAACUGUAAAAUACUGUCAUAACAAUAAUCAUCAUAUUUAAUACAUUUUAUAGAGUAAACACUAAACUCAGCGCUCUCACCCUUUAUACUUUGUGUUAAUGCUGGAGUUUUGUUUGUGAGUGUCCUUUUAUUUUUGGUAUUGUCUUGUUAGAAACACUUUGUGCGUAUCAUGUUGGUGUUUGAGCGGGGAGGUUCAUGUGAAACUACUAAACCAUCCUCCUGCAAGAUAAAACUGUGAAUAAUAAUAAGUAGAAUCACUUUACACAAGGAAGAAAACAUAAGAUAACUUAAGGACAGGAUCAAAAUCUGAGGUUUGAUUUGUGUUCGGAAUGAUUAUUAACGUCCGCAAACAUAAGCGUCCGCAAACAUAAACAAGAAAGUAAACCAUAGUCACGUUUGCUUUUGUAGCUGAGAGUGCGCUUGACUCAAAACUAAAACCACAAUCCGACUGGUUUAUUGUCGAAAAUAGUUUGUGCAACAGAAAUAUGAAUAAACAAUGCAAAUAGUGAAUAAUCAGAAGAAGAAAAAAACAGGAACAGAA
This is a messenger RNA of Ictalurus punctatus (channel catfish), 4643 nucleotides long. RefSeq names its product nuclear factor, interleukin 3 regulated, member 5 (gene nfil3-5). Bases 476 to 1861 code for a protein of 461 amino acids. Gene Ontology annotation, biological process: circadian rhythm; regulation of DNA-templated transcription. Gene Ontology annotation, molecular function: DNA binding; DNA-binding transcription factor activity. Gene Ontology annotation, cellular component: nucleus. The transcript is spliced from 3 exons. Lineage: Eukaryota; Metazoa; Chordata; Actinopteri; Siluriformes; Ictaluridae. The record is from RefSeq and is a predicted model, not a curated record.